Messenger RNA from Trichomycterus rosablanca, 1875 nucleotides. It is a transcript of the gene moxd1, whose product is annotated as monooxygenase, DBH-like 1. The record is from RefSeq and is a predicted model, not a curated record. Gene Ontology annotation, cellular component: secretory granule membrane. Lineage: Eukaryota; Metazoa; Chordata; Actinopteri; Siluriformes; Trichomycteridae. Gene Ontology annotation, molecular function: dopamine beta-monooxygenase activity; copper ion binding. The coding region runs from base 1 to 1875 and encodes 624 amino acids. Gene Ontology annotation, biological process: dopamine catabolic process; norepinephrine biosynthetic process; octopamine biosynthetic process. The transcript is spliced from 12 exons.
AUGAGGAUCAGAGAGCAGUUGGGUGCACUGCUGAUCUUCAUCUCAACUUUGAGCUUCGUGCGCUCUGACUCCGCUGGUUAUGAUCAAUCUGCUGGUUAUGACAGUUCUGCUGCUUAUGAUCACUCCACAGUGUUGGAUCCGCUUAGAAAAUACCUGCUCAGAUGGAGCUUUAACCAAAGCAGCAUCACCUUUCACUUAGAAGUGGAAACGAGAGGAUAUAUUGGAUUUGGAUUUUCUCCCACCGGUGCCAUGGCUUCUUCUGAUAUCAUUAUAGGAGGUGUUGCAGAGGGAAGACCAUAUCUCCAAGACUAUUUUGUGGACGGCAGCAGAAAAGUCAAUCAAGAUCAGAUUCAAAGCUACCGGUUGCUGUAUGCGAGUGAGAACCAAACACACACCGUUCUGGCAUUCAGUCGGGACCUGCAGACCUGUGACUCUGAUGACAGGCCUAUCACGGGCAGUACGACGCGGGUGAUAUGGGCUUAUCAUGAAGAUGAUGUUGGGCCGUCGGGGCCGAAGUAUCAUGGAGUCAACAGAGGAAGAAAAAGUUUACGUCUUCUUAAUCCUGGAACCAGUACAAGCAUUCCUCCUAAAACAGCUAGUUUCGUCCUGCAGAAUGUUAACGUCCCAGUGCCUCAUAAGGACACAACUUACUGGUGUAAGAUGUUUAAAUUCCCAGAUGUACAUCAGAAGCAUCAUGUCGUUAGAAUUGAACCGGUGAUCCAGAAAGGCCAUGAAAAUCUGGUGCACCACAUCUUGCUGUACCAGUGUGACAGCUCCCUGAACGAGAGUGAUCUGUCGAUCGGCCACGAGUGUUACCAUCCUAACAUGCCGGAGUCCUUCUUCAACUGUGAAACUGUCAUCUUCGCCUGGGCCAUCGGUGGAGAGGGAUUUACCUAUCCUCCACAUGUAGGAAUGUCGAUAGGAACAGCUGAAGAUCCGGUCUAUGUGUUAAUGGAGGUGCACUAUGACAACCCAGCUUUACAAAAAGAUGUGGACAGUUCAGGCCUGCGUCUGUUCUACACACCCAAGCUGAGAGACUAUGAUGCGGGGGUGAUGGAGACGGGCGUGUGGGUCAGCCUAUACCACAUGCUGCCUCCUGGCAUGCAGGACUACAUCACUGAAGGUCACUGUACACAGGAGUGUCUGCAGGAGUCUCUGAGCAGUGAAAUGCCCAGUGGUGUGUGGAUAUUUGCAGUUCUUCUCCAUGCCCACUUGGCUGGCAGGGCCAUCAGGACCAGACAUUUCCGUGAGCAGGUUGAGCUGCCUCCUCUUUCCUCAGAUGACAACUUUGACUUUAACUUCCAGGAGUUUCAGCCAUUGAACCAAGAGCGCCUGCUUCUGCCUGGGGACUCAUUAAUCACUGAAUGCAUAUAUAAUACCAAAGGCCGGCAGAACAUGACGUGGGGUGGUUUAAGCACAAGGGAUGAAAUGUGUUUAUCGUACCUACUAUAUUAUCCUCGAGUCAACCUGGCCAGGUGUGAGAGCCUUCCAGAAAUCCAAGGUCAGCUCAAGUUUAUUGGAGUCAAACAAAUCCAGAAGCCUUUGACGACAUGGCCUUUUGUGAUUAAAAGUCCAAAGAGAUACAGCAACUUGUCCUUCACUGAUGCCAUGGACAAGUUUCGCUGGACAAAGAAGAGAGGAAAGGCCUUUAAUAAAGUUGUUCUUAAGCUCCCUAUGAAUGUACGCUGCUCCAAGAUGGGUAAUGAUGAGUGGUCGAUCCAGGGCACUAUUUUAUCUCCUCCGAAGCUAAAAUCAGUUCGACCCGCUGCCAUCAGUGAGUGUAAAAACAGCUCUAACCCUCAGCAUCAUCGAUCACUGGCUGGGCUGUUUAUCACAGUCAUUAUUAUAUUACUGCAGAUUCACUUCCAGCUCUGA